AUGGACAAGCAGAGGCUGCAGGACCCGAGGGGCAGCAGAACGUCCUUCCUCAUCGAGGACAUCCUCUUCAGGCCCAAGGCGACUCUCCCGCAGGUGGGCAGCAUGGGCCCGACGCUGAGCCGCGGCGCGGGCGUGAUGGAUCCCGGCUACCCUCUGCUGCCGGCCGCCUACCUGCACCCACACCCGUACCUGCACAAGGCCGAGCCCUUCUUCCUCACCCCAGGCAUGCCGUUCGGGCCGCUGCUGGCGGGCAGUGCGGGGGCGGCGGCGGUGGAGCUGUCAGCCAAGCACUGCCGGCGGCGCAAGGCGCGCACCGUCUUCUCGGACCAGCAGCUGACCGGCCUGGAGAAGCGGUUCGAGGCGCAGCGGUACCUCUCCACGCCAGAGCGCGUCGAGCUGGCCAACGCCCUCAACCUCUCCGAGACACAGGUGAAGACGUGGUUCCAGAACCGGCGCAUGAAACACAAGAAGCAGUUGAGGAAGCUCAGUGAAGAAGGCAAACAUCCGUCCGGCGAAUCUGCCUCUGACGGGCCCGUUGACUUCUCCUCGCGGCCGUCCACGGCGACGGCGCCCCAGCCACCGCACCAGCACCACCUGCAGGCGCAGUCGCAGCCGCAGGUGCCGCAGCACGGCACGCCCACGCUCAGCUCGUCUGUGUGCUCGUCUGACGACAGCGAGGACGAGAUCGACAUCGUGGGGCACGGCGGCCGCCUCUCGCCGCCCCCUGGCUCCUACACCAAAAAAUUAUCAACUGCUGAAAUAGGAGAUGCAACACUGUGA
Schistocerca nitens (vagrant locust) is the source of this 780-nucleotide messenger RNA. Its product is annotated as brain-specific homeobox protein homolog. Gene Ontology annotation, biological process: regulation of DNA-templated transcription. Gene Ontology annotation, molecular function: DNA-binding transcription factor activity, RNA polymerase II-specific; DNA binding. NCBI's taxonomy places the organism in Eukaryota, Metazoa, Arthropoda, Insecta, Orthoptera, Acrididae. The record is from RefSeq and is a predicted model, not a curated record. The transcript is spliced from 6 exons. The coding region runs from base 1 to 780 and encodes 259 amino acids.